AUGGCACAAAAUCAGUACCCGUCUACGGUGUUACCCUUUCUGCUGAUCGCCCUGGCAAGCACCAGGAGCAACGUUAUCCUGGCAGACGCCCGUAACCUGCUGGAAUUAAACUUGCCAGAGCUUCAUCUACCAGAACUGCCUGACCUUACCGAUCUCCCUGGAUUACCAGAACCCGAGCUGCCAUCAUUGCCUAAAGUGGAAUUGCCUGAUUUUCCAGCUCUGCCAGAGCUCAAUGUUCCCACACUGCCUACAGUGGAACUGCCAAAAAUCCCUGGCCUGCCUUUGUUUCCUCAGUUUCCGGAGGUCUCAAAGACUGGUGCAUCAGACAUACACAAGGACUCCCCUCAGCCAUCCACCGGCCUGGACAAUGCCUCAGCAGCAUCUGGAAAUCGUCGGCUCCUGAAUUUCCCUGUAAUUCCCACUGUUCUCCCGUCUCCCUCUUUGUUUCCGCCGUUGCUCCCUAAUCCUGCUUAUCCAAGUCCUGACACGCCUCCAAUCACAUACCCUGGAAACCCUCCUUACAAUCCUGUCGUCCCGUAUUUCCCCUUCUUCUACGUACCUCCACCAUCUAUUCCUAGCCCUUGA
Sesamum indicum (sesame) is the source of this 585-nucleotide messenger RNA. The record is from RefSeq and is a predicted model, not a curated record. NCBI's taxonomy places the organism in Eukaryota, Viridiplantae, Streptophyta, Magnoliopsida, Lamiales, Pedaliaceae.